ACGCCGCGUCCAAACUGCGGCUUGACUCUCCUUGCGCGUACCACUUCUCCUUUCGUCCAUCAUCAUGUUGAUUUUUUCUGUCUUCAAAACGCUCACGGAUCAGCGGGUGACAGUCGAGCUGAAGAACGACCUCUCAAUCACUGGUGUGCUUAAAUCCGUCGACCAAUUCCUGAACAUCCGUCUCGACUCGAUCAAGGUCCUCGAUGAAGCAAGACAUCCGCACAUGAUGGCAGUGAAGAAUUGCUUCAUCCGUGGCUCGGUAGUGCGUUAUGUGCAACUGCCGGCCGAACACGUUGACACGCAGCUGCUGGAGGACGCAACGCGACGAGGCUGCCAGUCAAGCCAAACGGUGAACUCUCUGGGUAGGACAAGGCUACGACUGUUGCGAGGUGCUAUGCACUUUUCUGACCGUGUAUCAUUCUCAAAGCAUCCACUAUGGAAAAAUCAAAUUUGCCGGAAAGGUGAGGGGUGGGCUGUAACACUGCAGAUACAGCUGUCUCUAUAUACAACGGCAAUAUACGAACGUUACUGAUACAUAUUAUGACAAAUGCGUGAGCUGUUGGAGAGCUGGCGAUGCUGGGCC
This is a messenger RNA of Laetiporus sulphureus 93-53, 583 nucleotides long. RefSeq names its product Sm-like ribonucleoprotein. Gene Ontology annotation, molecular function: RNA binding. The coding region runs from base 65 to 532 and encodes 155 amino acids. The record is from RefSeq and is a predicted model, not a curated record. The transcript is spliced from 6 exons. Lineage: Eukaryota; Fungi; Basidiomycota; Agaricomycetes; Polyporales; Laetiporaceae. Gene Ontology annotation, biological process: mRNA splicing, via spliceosome. Gene Ontology annotation, cellular component: precatalytic spliceosome; P-body; U6 snRNP.